AUGGGUCUGAGUCCCUUGACCAUAUGUGGAAUUUCCAGAAGAUUUUGGAAAUCUCCUCCUAAAGUCCCUUUCCUCAAUAAAUUUCCCAUGGCCGAUGCGUCAAAGAAUAAAAAUAAUAAGACUAAGGAAAACCAAUUGCCUAAAACACGGGUCACAACUGAAAUUCAAGAACUUGUGAUCAUCUGGGCAGUUGUUCUGCAAACCAGACAUCCCUCCGUUGCUGUCUUAGAAUCAGGAGGAGAGACAGCAGAGCAUCAUCUUGAAGGUCAGACCUUCAAGAACAUAUAUCUGAAGGCACAUGAUGAACAGCACCUAGUUAUUCAGCCUUCUCCUGCCCUCACUGUGAAAUCUCCACCAGGAAAUAACAACAGCUCUCAGCUAUUAAUUCAGGAGCAAUUUGAUGCCUCUCAAGAGCCAAGUGCAAGUUGGGAAGUGAGUUUCUUGCUAUUGACAUUUCAACACUUUAGAACCUCUUUAAUAAACAACCGUUUGUACCUGCUAUCUACCUCGGUUUGCUUUCUACCUCUCCCUGGCCAGUCCCACAGCACUGUCACCAGACACUUCAGUGGUAAUGAGAGCCCAACUCCUUGUACUACAAGCUCAUUACUAAACAAAAUGACUGAAGGGCCUUUGAACGUGCUGUUCUCUGUUGGAAUGUUCUUUACCCAAUAUAUGCCUGGCUCACUCCCUCACUUCCUUCAAGUCUCAGUUCAAAUGUGGUGUUAUCCAAUUUGUAAUAUCUUAACCAAUAAAGGGAAAAAAUAAA
Molecule: messenger RNA, 766 nt
Organism: Myotis lucifugus (little brown bat)
Lineage: Eukaryota; Metazoa; Chordata; Mammalia; Chiroptera; Vespertilionidae
Exons: 5
Coding region: 1-765 (254 amino acids)
Source: RefSeq, a predicted model, not a curated record